Molecule: messenger RNA, 1143 nt
Organism: Cydia fagiglandana
Lineage: Eukaryota; Metazoa; Arthropoda; Insecta; Lepidoptera; Tortricidae
Exons: 10
Coding region: 87-1124 (345 amino acids)
Molecular function (GO): oxidoreductase activity; zinc ion binding
Source: RefSeq, a predicted model, not a curated record
CAACAGCUAUAUAAGAUUACUUUGUGUACGAUAUCUGACAGUUGUUAUUUCGUUCGCGAGCGCAACAGACGACCGAAGCUUUAAAAAUGGAAGCUGUAGUAUUCAACGGUGCCAACCUCACCUUAAAGUAUGAGACCAAGUACCCGGUCCCCAAGGUCAUCGAGGACACUGAUGUCAUCGUGAAGGUGCAUUACGCGGGAAUAUGCGGUACUGAUCUGCACAUUAUCAAGGGCGAGUUCCCCGCACGUAAGGACUAUCCCGUGGCCAUGGGUCAUGAGUUCAGCGGCGUUGUCACGGAGGUCGGAAAGGCUGCCAGUGCCAACUUUAAAGUGGGCCAGAAGGUCGUCGUGGACCCUAACAGCGCUUGCAACAGGUGCGAUUUCUGCCGCACAGGCAACUACCACUACUGCCUGACCGCCGGUAUCAACAACACCAUCGGAAUCUGGCGAGAUGGCGGCUGGGCUGAGUACGUGCGUUGCCCGGACACUAACGUCUACGCGCUCCCGGACGAAAUCACUACUGAACAAGGAGGUCUUUGCGAGCCCUACUCAUGCGUCGCCCAUGGAUUUGACCGAGCGGCCCCUCUGCAGAUUGGCGAAAAGAUACUGGUAGUCGGAGCUGGCAUCAUUGGCAACUUGUGGGUGGCUGCGCUCCAUCAUCAGGGUCACCGGGAGGUCACAGUCUCAGAGAUGAACCAAACCAGGCUGGAUAUCGUCAAGAAACUGAACACUGGAUUCCGGCUGAUCUCCCCUGAUGUGCUCGCUAAAGAAGACAAACUGUAUGACAUCAUCGUUGAUUGCACAGGUGUCGGCAAAGUGAUGGAAAUAAACUUCAACUAUCUGAACCAUGGUGGUAAAUACGUGCUUUUCGGUUGCUGUCCCCCCACACACACUGCCACGAUUAACCCGUUCGAGAUCUACAGGAAGGAAAUCACCGUUGUUGGCAUUAAGAUUAACCCGUACACCUUCCCUAAGACCAUUGGGUGGCUCAGGGCCAUGGGAGACAGAUACUUGAACUACGAGAACCUUGGCAUCAAGACCUAUAAGCUGUCUGAGUACCAGAAGGCCCUGGACGACAUGAGGGCUGGUACCAUCGCCAAGGCCCUGUUUAAAGUUGUCAAGUAAAUGAUGAUGAUGAUGAAGC